AACUAAAAUAAACAUCUGAAAUAUUCUAUAGCAAUUCAUAGCAAUUGACUGGAUUAUACUAGGGAUAGCUCGCAAUCUGCUUCCCGUAACACUCUAUAGCUAAGUACCUAUAAGUUUUAUAGCAGGCGUUACAGCAGGCGUUAUAUCAGUUGGUGGCUGUGUCCGAGAUUCCCGUCAAAGGGGGUAGAGCUUGUAUGUAUAUGCGACAACAACUCUACAGUUACAGAUUUACACGUUUACACGUUACUGAAGGUUGCACCUUUCCAACUCCGACACAAAACCUUGAGUUAAGCCUUAAAGCUUAAGGGACACCACAAAACCACCUCAUGCUCGGGCAUCUAAGAACAGUCUGCUCCCGCGCCUAAUGUAUAACCGGUACGCGCGCACUUUGCUCUACCGCGCGAGGACUACUGUCAAUACAUCACCACCACAACUCGCGAGCAAGCCCGUCGGAGCGAUACGCCGAGGCGCACAAGCGGUAGUAACAUCCCGUCCGCGUUCGCUUGUGUAUCAUCACGAUCACGAUCACGAUCAGGGUCAGGGUCAGGGUCAGGGUCAUCGAACUUUUGCAGUCUCAGCAUCAGCCACAACAGUACCAAAAGCGGAAACUAUGGCAGAUCCCGCGGGUCCCCAGGCCGUUGUCACUCCCAAAUUCUCGGCUGGCAUCGACGAGGCGGCUCUAACGCCGACGCUAGAGCCGUUGCUGGCAUCAGCAAGGCGUGGCGGGCGGUGGGUGCUGACUGCUAGCGGCGAAGGUCUGGAGAGGAGCUUCAGGUUCAAGACAUUUGCGAAGACGUGGGAUUUCAUGACCGCAGUAUCACUGCAGUGCAAGUUGAAAAACCAUCAUCCGGAAUGGUCCAACGUCUAUAAUACGGCGUAUAUCCGGUGGACGACGCACUACCCUCAGGGCAUCUCGGAAAAGGACGUCGAGCUAGCAGCGAUCUGCGACGGCCUCGCUAGCGACUUUAGUGAGAUCGUCGAGGAGCCCGGUGCUGGCAAUACCUGCGAGCUGAAGCGCGUGGUUGACCACGCCGUUACUAGCGCGGGGGAUUGCUGUACUCCUGCUAAGAAAUAGAUGAAUGCCUACCUAAAGUAAAGAAACAAAUAAACAAGGAGAAGAGGAGGAGGCCCGGAAAUAUACAUAGGUACCUGACCUAACAUAAGUAGUAAUGGGCUACGAGAUACCAGGCCGCAAUACAGAAAAUUCUUAAGACCUUCCUCUGACCUACCCGUAGACCUUUCUAUCUGUAAGACAUUGGACUGACCGACUGGCUUCAUCGUUCUGACCGCUCCGGGUCUACGGGUUUAGAUAUAAUCAUGAAAAUGCUACCUACUAAAGCUGCUUACUAUCAGCGGUCAUACGGGAAGCAAAAAAGAAGGAAAAAGAAAAAGAAAAAGAAAACACCAAUGGUCCACGAACACAUGUUUUACAGUCAGGGCUACGACCCGAGGGUCAUUUCGUUCCAGUUUGUUGUGUUUUGUUUUUAAUAGUUCCAAUGAAGGACGUCAAGGUAAUAUUAUUAAUCUAUGGGUAAUAUAUACUGUCGUUCUCUUUCCUUUCC
Molecule: messenger RNA, 1562 nt
Organism: Daldinia caldariorum
Lineage: Eukaryota; Fungi; Ascomycota; Sordariomycetes; Xylariales; Hypoxylaceae
Product: transcriptional coactivator/pterin dehydratase
Exons: 3
Coding region: 365-1075 (236 amino acids)
Biological process (GO): tetrahydrobiopterin biosynthetic process
Molecular function (GO): 4-alpha-hydroxytetrahydrobiopterin dehydratase activity
Source: RefSeq, a predicted model, not a curated record